Messenger RNA from Topomyia yanbarensis, 2478 nucleotides. It is a transcript of the gene Dus1, whose product is annotated as tRNA-dihydrouridine(16/17) synthase [NAD(P)(+)]-like. Bases 823 to 2391 code for a protein of 522 amino acids. Gene Ontology annotation, biological process: tRNA processing. NCBI's taxonomy places the organism in Eukaryota, Metazoa, Arthropoda, Insecta, Diptera, Culicidae. The record is from RefSeq and is a predicted model, not a curated record. Gene Ontology annotation, molecular function: tRNA dihydrouridine synthase activity; flavin adenine dinucleotide binding. The transcript is spliced from 11 exons.
UUGUUGUUAUUCCGUGGUUGCUCGGACAAAAACCUGCUCUUUUACAGUGAAUAAUAUUCAGUAAAUUAUAAUGAUUAAAUUGUAAUUUUGUACUUUUAUUGUAAAUAAUUAUUGGCACAAUAACUUGUAACAGUAGUUAGCAAUAACUCGAGUGAAAGAAGUGAUGUAUUGGUUGUUUUGAAGAGCUAAUGGUGUUAUAAGUGAACACGGACUGCAAAAUUGCUUUCAAUUUGGUCCGGUUUUCAUGCUAUAGGAACGUCGGACACAACAUUUUCUGAACUACAUAGCGCGAAAUAGUUGGCUUCGAUUAUCAAACGUUUUCCGAUUACCUCGAUUUACAACUCCAACUUUUCACGUGAAUGUGGCAAACAUCGAUCACAGUAGCGUCACAUGGCAACCGAGCUUGCUGAACAUCCGGGAAACUACCAACGUUAAACUUUGCACCUGUAGACAAACCACAGCCCUAUUUUUCCGAAAGUUGUUCAUAACACGUUUUCCCCCGGAAAAGGAUUUCCGGCAAAACCCAGACCUAAAGCACGACAGGCCCCAACGGAGCAAUAGAUUAUGGUCACAAAAAACGACAACAGCCGGCAUCCAGAGGAACAUCGAACAAGUUUAGCAUCACUGUCACCGACACCAUCACCAUCAUCGCCAUCCGCAGCAUAGCCUACCGCGACACAGAUAGACACUACGAAUAGAGUAUCUUCGACGCCCGGUUCAACAGGCACAGUGACAUCUUCGCCAUUCCACACGUCAUCUUCGUAGUCGUCGUCGUCAUUGUCGGGUGUCAUCAGCGGUGAACCGGUAACACCUUUACCAAUAAUGUUGACCGGUGUUGGGACAGCAAAAGCUACUAGCAAUUCCGGUUGCUGUAGGCCGAAGCUGGCAGGGUUUGCCUUCUACGAGAAAGUUUUGGGCUCACCAAAAUAUGUGGUGGCCCCUAUGGUGGACGCUAGUGAACUGGCUUGGAGGCUAUUGAGCCGUCGACACGGAGCCCAGCUGUGCUACUCACCCAUGUUCCACAGCAGCUGCUUCACUAAGGACCACAAGUAUCGGAAAGACUCACUGCAGAGCUGUCCGGAAGAUCGACCACUCAUCAUACAGUUUUGCGGUAACGACCCAAAGGUGCUGCUAGAAGCCGCACUGCUCGCCCAGGACCACUGCGACGCCAUCGAUAUCAAUCUUGGUUGCCCACAGGCGAUUGCCAAACGAGGCCAUUACGGUGCUUUUCUACAGGACGAAUGGGAUCUACUUAAGGAAAUCGUGGCCACCCUGCACAAGCAUCUGAGCGUACCGGUAACCUGUAAAAUUCGUAUAUUCGAAGACAUUGACAAAACAAUCCGCUACGCUAAAAUGCUGGAAGCAGCCGGUUGCCAAAUGUUGACAGUCCACGGGAGAACUCGAGAGCAGAAGGGACCGCUAACCGGAGUGGCUGAAUGGAGUUAUGUGAAAAAAUUGAGGGAAGUUUUGAAAAUACCACUUCUAUCGAACGGAAAUAUCAUGUCAGUGGAGGAUAUUCACCGCUGUCUGGAAGAAACGGGUGUCAACGGAGUAAUGACCGCCGAAGGAAAUUUGUUCAAUCCUUUUUUGUUUGAAGGAGUCAAUCCAACCGCCUGGAGCGUAGCCUACGAGUAUCUAGAUAUCGUAGAAAAGUAUCCAGCUCCAAUCUCCUAUAUCCGGGGGCAUCUCUUCAAAGUGUUUCAUCAUUUGAUGAAUCUAACAUCCAAUGCAGCCCUGCGGGAGGAAAUGGCCAUCUGUCACAACGUACCCGAAUUCCGGGCCAUCGUUAAACUUCUAGAACAAAAAUAUCUUCCCUUCCAUGAAGGCCGCCAGAAAUGGACCGGCGAAGCAUCUAACCUGCCGUCGAUAGAAACACCGCCAAAAUUGGACAGCAACCUCUCGUUACCACCGUGGCUGUGCCAACCGUACAUCCGGGCUGCUCCGGAGGUACACCGGCAGAAGUUAGAGGAAGCAUCUCGGCUAGCGGCUGAUCCGAAUCGUGAAAAAAGAGCAUUCUACGAUCAGGAAGGUAACGAAAUAUCACGCAAAAAGAUGAAGAAAAUGCGACGCGUGCAGCGUAGGCCAAACCGAGCCGGCCUACUGCCGGGGGACCCGGAACGAGAACCCGGCCGAAGGUUUGAUGAGCUUUGCAAAAACGGGAAAAUCGAGUGCACUAAUCCAAUGGGUUUAAAGUGUGACGAGAAACUGUGCCGAGUCUGCUGCAAAAAUCGAUGUUUUCACGAGAACUUAGAUUGCGUUGGCCAUAAACUAUUUAUUAAAUCGCGGCGAAAUAAGGCGAUAGCACUUACUGCUGCAGAGAAAGAGCGAGAAGGCAGCAAUAAUGACGAUCGCCAACAACUACCUCAGGCAGAUGUUGUAACUGAAAGUUGAUAUCGGAUUCAUAUAGGUAAAUGUGAAUUGUUAAUUUUUGGUUAAUUAUUUGAAUUGAUCAUUAGAAAAGUGUAUUUUCAAACCAAA